AUGAACAACAAUAAUGUCAUCAAUCAGAAUAAUGGUAGCUCAGGUGAAGAUAAAGCUUGCAAAGUUGAAGACACCAUGUUUGGAGACAGCGACGACAGUAAUGAAGGGAUGGAGUCAAGUGAGGAAGAAGUUGAAUACGAAACAGAAGAGGACAGCGAGGACGAAGAAGAAGAGGACUAUUAUGAAGAGACAGAUUACGAUGACAUUCCUGUGGUUGGACGUUUAGAGGAUCGUGUCAACAGCCUUAUAAAACAGAACGAACAAAUUUUCGGAAAAGAAAGAUUCGAAAAGCUCUAUGCCAAAUAUCAAGAGCUCUACAACAAUGAUCAAAUUCAAAACGAAGAAGCUAAAAUUAUUCCAAGAAAAGAAGUUCUAGGCGAUGACGAACCUCAAUUACGAAAAUACUGUCACCUCAUUGAAGAGUUAAUAUUUGUACAAUCCGCUCUCUUAUAA
Naegleria fowleri is the source of this 453-nucleotide messenger RNA. RefSeq lists its product as uncharacterized. Bases 1 to 453 code for a protein of 150 amino acids. The record is from RefSeq and is a predicted model, not a curated record. NCBI's taxonomy places the organism in Eukaryota, Heterolobosea, Eutetramitea, Acrasida, Naegleriidae. The transcript has a single exon.